Molecule: messenger RNA, 267 nt
Organism: Didymodactylos carnosus
Lineage: Eukaryota; Metazoa; Rotifera; Eurotatoria; Philodinida; Philodinidae
Source: the annotation of a GenBank genome assembly
AUGCAUCGUUUGGCAGGGGAAGCAGAUUUCCUGCAGGUAUUUGAUGAUGCUGAUCACGAUGGCAAUGUCUAUUCAUUCCUCCCAAAUUGUAAACAGCCACUACAAGCGAUGGUUAUCGAUUUUGUCGAAAAGGAGAAGGCUGGUACAAUUAUUCCCUUGAAUAAUGUUAAUGAUCGUCUUGAAGCCAUUCUCGGAAUUUCAAAUAAAUCGGUCAAACGUUUGAAAGCAGAAAUGCGAGAGACCCUAGCUGUCGAAAAAGAAGCAUAG